Schistosoma guineensis is the source of this 5586-nucleotide messenger RNA. The record is from the annotation of a GenBank genome assembly. NCBI's taxonomy places the organism in Eukaryota, Metazoa, Platyhelminthes, Trematoda, Strigeidida, Schistosomatidae.
GUGAGUGUUUGCAUAAUGCGCGUAAUAGGAAGUCAAAGUCUUGGUUAGCAUUGCCCAUCGUCAGGUUUCUUUUUCUUAUGCAAACUUUCUGUUAAGUAAUCCCCACAAACCUAGUGUGUAAACUUGUGUAUUUCUGGUGUUUCAUGGAUGGUUUUAUGAAAGAGAGCCUAUUAAAAUGGAUUUCAUUAAUAACUGAGAGGAAUGUUAACCUCAUAGAUGGCGAAAUCCUCAACAAUCUAAUAGACCUUUCAGGUGCUUUUCCAGCAGUUACUACCUCAGAAUGUUUCAAGGAUCGGAUUGGUUCAUUUUUGGAUGGUAAGCGAUUAAGUCAUUACGUUCAUUAUAUUCAGCAACUUUUCAUCCUGGAGUUUCUAAUUUAUUUGACAUCGAAGGGGUGAUUUCUGGAAAGGCUAACGAUGUGGAAUUGUUCGGGGGGUGAAAAUAUGGACCAAUAAAGCUGUACUGGAGAUUCCGGAUAGCCUUGGGAGUAUCCACUGUCGUAUCUGUUGCCACUUUCUCAGGUAGGAUGUCCAAGUCGUCAAUCACUCAACAGGAGCAUUCUCGUCUUUUGUCGCGUAGUAGCUGUCUAAAUAUAGCCCGUACUAUUAUUUGUGUAUAAAAGUGCCCUUCUUAUUUUGCACUGUAGUAUAUUUAGUUGAACUGAACUUACCUUAUUUCUCUUCAGUUAUGCCUAACCGUUUUAUUGGGAUGUCUUCAAUGUCCCUCCAAACAGUCGUUCAUGGAUCCUGCUUUGGAUUUGAGUUUGGAUAUGCAAACUGCCAUAUUUCAUUUGAUUCAAGUUCCUAUGACCCAGUUAUCCCUCAGUCAUGAGUUCACUCGGGAUCUGGUCACAAGCAGAAUUCUCGAUUCAUCACAUCUUAUCCACACUGAUAACUUGCCACCUCUUCAUCAAACCAUUACUUGUAAAAUAGAAGAAGAAGUCUCAGAACCAUCAUCUAGGCCACCAUCUUCAACAGACACGUGUAACGGACAAAAAGUGAUUUGUAAUGACAAUAGAAAUUAUAGUCUUUCGGUGAACACAUUGGGAUCUGAAUUCACUCGCCCUAAUUCGCCUACAGAAUAUGCUAAUAGACAUACAAACAAGCUAAAAAAUGGUACUGAUCACAGACCCAAUAAUCUUUCAUUGUGUAACACUCCUGAUCGAAGUCUGUGUAUUGCAUCCAGAUUGAAUUUAACCGAUAAUUCGGAACAUAAUGCGAAUCAUACUCAUCAUGCGCCUCCACCUCUAGCCUCGCCUCUCACAUCCCUAAAGUUCCUCCUAGAUUCUCCAUCAUUGACACACAAGACACAAUUUCGGGAAUCAGAACGUGAAAAGCGUCGUUUAGCAGUGGAACUUGAAAAGGAACGAAUUUGUAGAGAUGAAGCGGAGAGUUUAGUUUCUGGAUUACGAAAACAGCUUGAAGAAGCCACUGUUCGAGCAACUGAAUCAGAAUCACGGGCUCUCCGUUUAUCUCGUGAACUAACAGCCCUUCAUGAUCAGGGAGAUGAAUUAGCACACUGUCGUAAUGAAUUGGCUUUGCGAGAGGAAGAAAUUAAGAAUUUGAAACUACGCGUUAUGGGCUUUCAAGACUUAAUGGCUCAUACACGAAAGUUGGAAAUGGAAAAAAUUGAUUUACAGCAAGAAUGUGAAGAUCUUCGUCUGAAAGUAGAUCAACAGCUUUCUCAAUUAAGAGAGUUCAAGGAAAGACGUAUUAAAUGUAGUGAAAUUGAAGAACUCAAGUCAAAAUUACGUGAUGUUGAAGCUCAAUUGUUGCAACAGCUACGUGAACGUGAAAUGAUCGAAAAGGAUAUAAGACAACAACAUGAAAUGUCAACACAGCUUAAACUGCAAUAUUCCAUAAAAAAUCUUCAACCCAAUAAUAAAUCAUUAGAUAUUCAUCAAUCUAAGUCUAAUAUAGAAGAAAUUGAAUGUAGUGAACAAGGAAAUAAAGUUGUUGAUCAGCAUCCCAUUUUGAAUAAUUCAUGUCAAGAUUUGUCUAUUUUGAAACCUGGUGAAAAUUUGGGAACAGUAUUAGAGGAUGAUUUGAAAUCUGCCCGUUUAUUCAUAUCAAAACUACAAUCACAAUUCGAUGAAGAACUUGGUUCAGCUAGACAACUGCUUGAGGAAAAAACUAAGCGUUUAUAUGAGCUUGAACAAAUUAUCAGUAAUAGGCUAUCAAUAACUGAGACUACUGAUGUCUCUACUCAAACUGAAAUGUCUUGUACAACAAGAACGACAACAACUAGUCCCAAUGAAUUAUUAUCGCCGGAAUUAUUGCCCGCCUUAACAGUUGAUGCGUAUAGUGCUGCGGCAGCAGCAGAUCGAAGAGGUCUUUCGAACGAAUUAGUUCGUUUACAUGAAGAAAUAGCUCAAUCAAAAAGUUAUGCUUGUGAAUUGGAACAACGGUUAACUGAAAUGGAAGGUGAAUUACACUGUACAAAAGAUAAAUUAAUCUACCAAACUACUUUAAGUAACAGAAAUCAAGAAAAUUGGAUUAUGAUAGAACAAGAAUAUCGUGAAUUACAGCGUCAGCAUAGAAUAUUACAAAACAAUUUAUUGUUAAGUGAAGAAGAACGUCCUCGUGGCGGCGAAAUGAUGAUUGCGGAAAAUAAUGCUGAAUUUGAAGCAGCACGUGCAAAUUAUGAGAAAGAAAUUGGCUUAUUGAAUCAACAAUUAUUAGAGACAACAUUUGAAUGUCGUCGUCUAGAAGCAGAACGGGCUCGUGUAGCUGAACGUAAUUCUGAUUUACAACGUGAACUAGAAACGACUAGAAUUUUGGUAGAUUCAUUAAAACAAAAUUCGGAAUGCAAACCAGUUGAAUAUUCGAAUCAUAUUAGAAAAAGUGCACCGAUUAUCUCAUCAAAUCUACGUUUACCCUCUUCAAUGCCCAGUGGUGAUAAUAAUAAUAAUGGUAUUUGUAAUAGUAAUGGCUUGUAUUCAAAGGGAUAUAAAGUCAAUCAAAGAUGUCUUAGCGAUUCACUUGAAGAUUGGGAGGAUAGCGAUCAUGAUCACGUUGAUCUUAAUGUUUCACCAUCACAUCAAAUUCGAUCAUCAGUAUAUCCACAUGAAUUGAAGAGUAAAUUAAAUCAUCACUAUAAUCGUGAUUAUUCGUGCAUUGUAAAUAGUCGCUUAAACGAUGAGUCCCGUAAGCCAGAAUAUAAUUAUCCUAAUAAUGAAGAGUCAAGAUAUUUAAGGAGUAAAAAACGUCAUUCAAAAUUACGUACAGAUUCAAAACAGUUAGAUCGACUUGCUUCUAAAACACAAGAAUUGGAAGAGUUUGCUAUUCGAUUGCGUGAACAAUUUAAUGAGCAUCAAUCCUCCACACAAGUUAAUUCUUCAUCUGUAAACGUGUAUCCCUAUCUCACGGAUGUUCAUAAUAAUCAACAUGCUCUGAAAAAUACUCCUUUAGUGAUACCAAAGAAUCAAUGUCAGUUAAAUGGUUUUAAUUACGAGCUUGUUGAUGAAAAUGGUGAUGAUGAUGUUGAACAAAGAGAGCAAGAUACCGAUGCUGAUUCUUCAGCUUACACAGAUUUAAGUCAAGUUUCUCCGGUAUCUCAACCUGUUGAUUCAGGAUGCCAGAAUACUAAGCUAACAACAAAUAAUUUGCAAACUAACACAUCACAUAAUGGUCAAUCGAUGCUUCAACAUCACUCGCAAUCUGUCGGGUUUAUGCCAUCAGUCUCGAAGAAUUUAAGGAGUAGUUCACCCUUAUCUUCUGAUCCUAAUCGAUUAAAAGAAUUACAUCUACGUAAUCGAUUACAACCUUCACAUUUACGAUCAAGUUAUCCAGUUGAAACUCAGGUGAUCAAUUCAAAUGAUAUAGUUGGCACUUUGAGCCAAAUGACUACCGACAACGUGAACCAAUCACCUAAUCGAAUUAGAGCGAGUGGUCGAAAAAUGCAUCGUAAUAAUUCUCACAAUAAAGAACCUCCUGUAAGCAAUGUUGGCAGCAAUCCCACUUCUUCUAGAACUGUUCCCUCUACAUUAUCAAAUGAUUAUCAAAAGAAUUCGCAUAUCAAAUCUAGGCACGAUAAUAAUCUUGAACUAGAAUCAACGCCUUCACCAUUAGCUGCUGGUUAUCAACCCCUCCCCAAAGAUAUACAAUCGUUUAGUGAAGCACUUAUCUCUGCAUCUGUGGAUAGUAAAGCUCUGGAUUAUGUGUUAACUACUCAUCCUAAUCUUAUCAAGUCUGCCAAUACUAAUAACGAUAACAAUAAUAAUAAUAAUCAUAACAGUAAUGGCUGUAAAUCAUCACACUCCUUGUCUUCCAGUAUCCAGAAUGUAAAUAUCCCAACUUCGGAUAGAAAACCUGGAUUCUGUAAUACUCUCCCUGAUACAUUUGCGAAACAUAAGAAAAAUCGUACAAGAUAUAACGUGAAUGAACUAAAAAUCGACAGUGGUACUGGCGGUGGUUUAUCCUCUGAUAAUGAAAAUAUGAAUCCUCCUUUAUUAAAUAUUGCCUGCCGCAGAUUCACUGACGCAGAUCUGUUCGUUAAACCAUUGGAUCCUGUUCGUGUUCAUCGUCAUAGAAGUAAAAAAGUCGAUACAUAUUCUACUCCACGUACUAAUGGUAUUUCACCAACCAGUUCUGUACAAAGUGUUGAUGAUCUUAGUGGUGCGUCAAGUAUUCGAAGUAGUAAGAGUUCAAUCGCUUUCGAAAUAAAAAAUGAUCAAAAAGUGAAUGUACGACGUUUACCAGCUCCAACUUCACAACUAUCCUCUCAAUAUCAUAAUAACAAUAGUGAUAAUAUCAAAUCACAGAAAUUAGGACAAUCAACUAAGAAAUUAAAUCAUUUCAAUUGUAAAUCUGCAUUUUCUUCAUCUAAAUUAACUACAUCAACUCCAUUAAUCCCUCAAUAAUUUCUUACUGUUAACCAUGUACAUUAUAUUUAGUAUAAUUUUGUGAUCUGUAUUGUUCACAUUGAACCGCGAAAAAUAAGCUGGCCAAGUAUCGUCAUGAACUUCAUCUAAGAAGCUAGUAAUUUUCUCUUUCAAUUUCCUCAUUGGAAUGCAUUCCAGUGAAUAGUCUUACUUUCUUUUUUUUUACAUAACUCACACACACACAUACAUACAUACAUACAUACAAUCACACUGUUUUAUCGUUCCUAUGUUUAAUAAACCUUGAUGCUACUUACCAGAAUCCACAAUCUUCCCGAUUUACUUUUUUUUCCAGGUUUUUUGUACAUUCGAUUUCGUGUGUGUGUGUCUGUGUGUCUGUAUUUACCUUUUCUUUAUGUCUUUAUUCAAUUGGUGUCGAAUACUGUUGAAUUUCUCAUUUUGCCUUCUUUAUUACCAUUAUCAUUCAUCACCACUCUCAUUAACAUCUCUUUGUGUAAUGCUUUUAUUAAUUUAUUUUUUUAUAGAAUUUUUAAGGUAUACACAAAAAAGUGGGUGGGUGGGUGGUAGAAGACUAAGAAAAAGAAACUUAUUAGCUGAUCCCGGUUCUUCAUAUUUUUGUUUCCCUUUUUUUUUCUAAAAAAAUAAAAAUACUAUUUUAUUCUACCAUUGAAAGUUGUAUAUUUUGUUGAAUAAUGAAAAAAAAACAACCAAAAAAUUAUUUCAAGAAAAAUAUAGUUUUUACAAUA